Molecule: messenger RNA, 600 nt
Organism: Clavispora lusitaniae ATCC 42720
Lineage: Eukaryota; Fungi; Ascomycota; Pichiomycetes; Serinales; Metschnikowiaceae
Source: RefSeq, a predicted model, not a curated record
AUGAACGACCGAACCUCUAUUAUCAUCUCCAACUUGACCAAAAGCGAUUUCGUUGCGGCACAGGGCAAAUCGCUUUCGUUGGCGGCACAAAUCAAGCUCGGCGUGCUCAAUCUUCCGGACCAGCCCGACUUCUCCAAUCUCGUCGUGCAAUGGUCCGAGUUGCCCUUUUUGAGCCGGAUCGUGGCCAUUUUCAAAACCCCAGAGGCGGCUUCUUUGGCCUACGGUUUUCUAGAAAAGUCCUACAACGGCACGCCUCUCUUCACAUUGCCGCCAACGGCGAAACUUUCUCUCCAGGAAAAUCUUUUGCAGCGCUCCCGCCUGGCAAACUCGCUUUCGGACAUAGACCCGGUUCCCGUGCCCCAGAACAAAGAUGCGUACCACGAGCCAGAACCGCAGCCGUUUGACGCUGACAAAGACCUUCCACGGCUUGGCAUCGAUGUUGCUGAGCUCAAUGACUCUGCGCCACCGAUCCGGGACUUGCGCCGCUCCAGUUCCGUCAUGAAAACCUUGUUUGCGCCUCCGCUUCGGCUCGAUACGAACUUGGCCAGCAGCGACGAGUCUCCACGCAGUCCUACAAUCACGUUGGAGGAAACGCCAUAG